AUGUCUCAAACAUUUUUAUUGGAACCGGACAUUAUAGCGGCAACUGAAAAUAUUAUGCCCGAUUUGAACAAUGAUUUAAUACGUGCUAAGAAUUUUUUAAAACAACAAAGCGCAGCGACUGGUGACAGUUUAUAUGACCAUUUAGUCGAUUUGGUCCACAAAAUAUUGACUCACAAACCACCCGAUGUCGUUGAUAACUUCGAGCAAUUCUCAUGGGAAGUGAAACAAGAGAAGCUGAGACCUAAUUUCGAUCUGCUUAACGAUGUUUACUUAUCGCCACCGCAGCUUGAUGUUGCAAGGAAAAUGGAAGAAAUGUUUAAGUUGGUUGGUAGCAAGUCGCUGAACAUGCAGGACAUGGGCGAAGAAGAGCAGGAGUUGGAUCUCGAGGAAGAAUCAGUGAGGCCGAAGAUCGCGGAUUUCAUCGAUCAUAACUACUACUUUAGACAGGGUGGUUACGGUUUGCCGGACAGCGAAUGUUACGCCGUCUACAUAGCAUUGAACAUGCUGGCAAUCAAAGAGCCCGUUGCCACUGUCAGAUUUUUUGGUAAGAUUUUUGGCACCAAGGCAAAUUACUACGUUGCUGAGACUGAUCUCACCAUCGAGGAGCUGGACCGCAGAGUCCGGGAGUUUGACAUGAAAGACAUGCCUGGCGAGGGUGAGGGUCUGACCGAAGAACCUGUUCAAGAGAAUGAGGAGCAGAAGGAGAUGAUGGGAGAAGGCGAAGAGCUUGAAUUGAAAUCGAAGGAGCUAGUGCCACCGAAGCUGCCGCCCCUGCCAGUGUCCACUUGGCAGCCGGAACCACCAAUACCGGUUGAGAGACCCGGCCAAGGUGUCAAUAAGAAGGUGUACUGGGUGUGCAACUCGCUGGGCGAACCGUGGAUCUGCCUCCCGGACACCACGCCAGCCCAGAUCCGGGUGGCGAGGCUAAACGUGCGCGUUAUGACCGGAGACUUGGACGCCGAGAUACAAACGUUCCCGCCAUUCGAGGGCACCGAGCGUCAUUACUUGCGCGCCCAAAUCGCUCGCAUCGCCGCCGCUACUUCCGUCUCUCCGCAGGGCUUCUACACCUUCGGCUCGGGAGAAGAGGAAGAGGACCUGGAUAUGGAGGAAGCUGGAGAUAUGAACUACAACCAGAACCCGUUCUACACCGGGCACACCAUCAAAGACCUGGUGGACCCGUCGCUGGGCUACUGGGUGCACCACGGGCGCCACAUCCUGCAGCAGGGCAGGACCAUCUGGUGGAACUCGCGCGCAGAGUUGGAGGCGAGUAUCGUUUUGGAGGAGGGAGAGGAGGAAGAGGACGAGGCCCCUCCGAUGAUCGAGCCGGAGGUCGGACCCUCGCUGUUCAGCCCGCUCUCCGGGGACGCUCCUGUCUCUGGCGCCGCGCCGUGGAGCGCCAGGGUCAGCUCCACGCUCACCAGCUCCAGGGCGCUGGCGGUUUUACGCAGCAACCUGUGGCCCGGCGCGGUCGCCUACGCCACCGACGGCAAGAGGUCGGAGUGCAUGUACGUAGGCUGGGGCCAGAAGCACCAGCCGCCCAACUUCUCGCCCCUGCAGCUGCCUCGACCGCAGAACGAGUACCCCAUCGGCCCCGAGGUCAUGGAGAUGGCCGACCCGACCUUCGCCGAUGAGGAGGCCUAUCGCAUUGCCCACCUGCCUCCCGCCCCGGCGUUAGAGAUCCCCGGAGAGGGAGAGGCCUUCGGCGAGGAGGAAGAGGAGGAGGAAGAC
Molecule: messenger RNA, 1728 nt
Organism: Iphiclides podalirius (scarce swallowtail)
Lineage: Eukaryota; Metazoa; Arthropoda; Insecta; Lepidoptera; Papilionidae
Source: the annotation of a GenBank genome assembly